CGAACUCACAUUUUCCCCCGCAAAUUCAAUCGAAUCCUUCCAACAAACCACGGCCGAAACGAAUUAGACCCUUGCCGCCUCGAAAGAGCAAGCAAUCAAUCAAUCAAUCAAGACUCUAUAGGCUGGCUCGGAGAACAUCUGGUGAAAUACAAGGAGGGGAUUCGCACAACCCACUGGCACACGAUCAAGCAGACAGACCAAGCAAGAUGUUCCACGUCCCCAACGCGAAAAGAAUCAAGAGAUCAGAACUCUUCCAGGUCGACGACGACAGUCAAAGUCAAGCUGGCUCCGAGACAGGCUCUAGAGCCGGUUCGCCGGCCCAAAGCGAUGCUGACACUGAUGCUGUCGUUCCUGUUCCAAACUAUGGCUUUGAAUAUGAAAUAGUUGAAGCCGGAGAAGCUCCUAAUAAUCGAAAUCAGACUCCGGAACAGCAUGACGAAGAAGAGGAACAGGAAUACCAAUUCCGCCUAUUCACGACAUCAUCCAAACCCAAAACCGGCCAACAGCCCUCAACCACUACCACCACUACUACUACUACCACCACCAAACCAACCAUCCGCCUCUCCCGAACGCCAUCCCCAGUACCCGAGGGGUUGUCGCUAUCCCUAUCCCUGGACAAAGCGCAUUUCAUCAACCCCAGUCGUCCCGAAACAUACUACUUCACGGCCUCUCUUCCACAGGAAACCAUCCAGAUUUUACGACGGCAGUAUACCGAGGCCGCUCUCUCGACCAACGACAUCUUGGUCCGUGCAAAAGCGACAAAAUGGCCUGGAACCUCGCUGCCAUGGCGAGUCAUUCAUGUGAAGAAGGCGGCGGAUCGGACCAAGAAGUCGUCGUCCCAGUCUAAUGACGACCCUGGCAAGGUCACCGUCAAUGUUGAUGGCUCAACAGUGAAAUCGAAAUCAAAAUCAAAACCAGGCAAGAAACGCCGGAUCGUGCUCCGUCGUCGACUGGCGAAAAAGGCCGAAUUUGCGGCUCAGGCCCAGGUGGCCGAGUUGACUGAGAAGGAAAAACGGACCCGGCGCAAUCGGGAGAAGAAAGUCAAACGCAAGGAGAGGGAGAAGCGGAAGAAGGAGAUGGAAAAGCUGGCGGGCGCGGGUCCCCAGAUGAUCUCGAACGAUUGGACUAGAGGUGAGGGAGGUGAAGGAGGCGGUGUUUCUCAGAACAGUGACGGCGAUGGAAGCAACUGACUUCAUCCCAAUGGUUCAUCACACUGGCAUCAAAAGUAUCAGUCGCAGAUACAGCUACCUUGUGCACUAUUCUACGCAACACAUUGUACUAGUUUUGGACUGGUCAGGUUUUGCAUGGCGUGUACUGGAUCACGCUUCAUUUAGGCGUUUUCAGGUGCAAUCAGUCAGCGAGGUUGAGCUCUCAUAAAAAGGUCGAUUUCUAUCUUGCCCCAAACUUAAGUUUUUAUUUCCGGCUAGAGUUGUCGUCUUGUCCAUCAACAUCACCUACCAAGGUAGAUACUGUAAGAGGUGCACAAACUGAGGUUGGCUCAGCUUGUACAGUACUCCAUCUUCAACAUCAAGUGCAUCACAUCAACAUCAAAAUUAGUUCAACUUUUAAUUUCAAAUCCAUGUAUCAAUCAUUGCGGG
Messenger RNA from Exophiala dermatitidis NIH/UT8656, 1598 nucleotides. RefSeq lists its product as uncharacterized. Lineage: Eukaryota; Fungi; Ascomycota; Eurotiomycetes; Chaetothyriales; Herpotrichiellaceae. The record is from RefSeq and is a predicted model, not a curated record. The transcript is spliced from 2 exons. The coding region runs from base 207 to 1190 and encodes 327 amino acids.